Molecule: messenger RNA, 8152 nt
Organism: Lytechinus pictus (painted urchin)
Lineage: Eukaryota; Metazoa; Echinodermata; Echinoidea; Temnopleuroida; Toxopneustidae
Exons: 5
Coding region: 215-4882 (1555 amino acids)
Cellular component (GO): plasma membrane
Source: RefSeq, a predicted model, not a curated record
CCAUUUUAAUUGAUCGUUUCUGGUACAGAAGCAGGAUUUUAUUUUGGGCGCGCGGAUUUUUGAAUGGUGAGGACGGUCGCCAAACGCUCCACGCCAAGUUGAAACUGCAAGUUAAAAAUAUAUCAAUCACAUAACCUGCAAAGAAAAUACCAUAAUCACGAUGGUCUAGGUUGAACCAUUUAAUCGUCGUUAUUGAUCCAGUGCAACUUUGAAAAUGUUGAGCCUUCAUAUCUUGCUGUUUCUAGCUGUUCUUAUUUCGUCAUCUCAUAAAAGUUCACCAGCUGUAAUCAGACAUGGCGCCUCCUCCAACGGGGAGGUACCAGUCCCACAGGGGACAUCAUACCUGGACCAGGACACUCGGAAAUCAGAAGGCUCGUCACCCUUCUCUUUUUCACAGAGGGACGUUGGUGAUGACCCCAAGGGUGCAGAUGAUAACCCGGAAGUAAUUCCAGACCCAUUGGUUCAUACUAUCUCGAGAAGACAAACAUCGAAAGGAGAUCAGAAAAAUACAACGAAGCAGGAUACCGUUGAGAACACUGGUGAAGAUCAAAACGCAUGUGAGCAUCAACUGGAGAGUUCAUCUGGCAUAUUGUUUUCAUAUGCAAUAGACAAAUCACUAUCUUGCAGAUGGAACAUUUCUGCUCCAGAGGACUCCAUUGUUAACAUUGCUAUCCUGGUCUUGGAAUACAACGACACAAGCCUAGCUAUUGCCGAAAGUGCUGGCAAUCUCUGCCUUGAGAACGGGACAUUUAUCAUAUUUGAAGAAUUUCUUCCUGAUUUUCAACCUCAAAUUACAGCAUUUUGUGAGGUAAAAUCUGCAAAUACUAGAGCGCUGACAUUAAUAACUGUCAGCAAUAGAGUUUCCAUCAGUGUAUACACACAACAAGAUCCUGAUAUUGUAUGGGCACUGUGGUAUCAGAUCGUCGAUGAGUCCCUAUUUGAUCAGGAAGCUUAUGACAAUAGUGACGUUGGAAGUGGGGAGAUGUUUACAGAAUUAAAAGCUGUAAAUUCUAGUUUACUUGAAAAAAUUUCUGAUCUGACUGCUGACCAGUGCUUUGAAAUCGAUGAAAUGAUGCUAAGUCCUAAAAAAGAAUCGUUUGGUAUAAGUGAAAACUGUUCACUGACGUUUUUGCCUGAUGGGAAUGAAGAACUUGUGUUGUCCUUAAUCAGUAUUGGUCUUUCUAAUGCUACGGUUGCCAAUUGUACCUCUGAUAAUGCAUUCAUUACUAUCCGUAGUUGGAAACCUGAUGGAUAUGCUAACGAGACUCUUUUCUGCUCGAUUCCUUUAUUUGGAGCUCGGUUCCAAUCUCCUGUGCGUAUUGAGCUGCUUUAUCAUCCUUUUGCAGUUACACGGCAAGAUUUCAAGGCACAAAUAAGCAUUGUUGAGCCCGAUUUGGAUAUUACUCAACUGUUGGACGCGUUGCUACAAAAUACUUUGCUUUACUCCCUAUCCGGAGAUAAUGGAAGCCUUUCUUCUCUGGGAUAUCCGAUGCCUUUUCCAAGUAUGCGCAUGAUCUGGGAGAUCACUGUUGGUAAGGGGAAGGAAAUUAAUCUUGAGUUCGUUGACAUCGAUUUUGGAUAUGAACCUCCUUCCAUCUGCAACGAAACCACGCCUAUUCUUUUCAUAAUUUCCUCCCCUAUCUAUGACAAAGAAAAUAUAUACUGCGGUUCUUUACCACCAUGGAACAUAACAUCUUAUGGCGGCAAGAUGAGUUUGAUUUUCGACCCCAAGGCAGGCAACAUUGGAAGAGGAUUGCAAGCUGUUUUCUCGUCCUUUGAUAUUGACAAUGAUACAUAUCAAGCAAACCUGGGCUUAGAUGAUGCUUGGAGUCUUUUACAAGAGCUACCUAUCCCUCCUUCAAUGUUAUAUGCACCUGCGAGAAUAUUUGAGGACUGCGAAUUGUUAUUCAUGAACUACUCUCGAAAUUUCUCGAACAAUAUUGCUUCCAACGAAAAUCUAUUCAACUUUUCUAUCUGCCAGCGAAUAUUAUCGACUCCAUUCGAUUUCAUAGAGGACCUCUUGAAAAACACCACCCUGUUCGAUUAUUUGGAUAAAAAUGGAGGAAUUAUGAAGCCCAUCAACUUCACAUCGGGAAAUCAAUUUGAAGACGAUUUUGACAAGUACAGAGGGAACUUUGGUUUUAAUGAAGACAUUAGUAGUUCUCCAAGGGUCACUACUCCAUCGACACAGCCGACUGAUGUAUCAUUAAUAUCCAAUGUCUGCGAUAAAAUUACAGAGGAUUCUGGGAAGUUUUCUACCCUGUUUUAUCCCAAUGACUAUCCAGUCAACUACACGGCCUGUUGGUAUAUAAUGACAAAUCCCUCACGGUAUAUAGUGCUCCAGCUUAGAAACUUUUCACUUGAUUCUGCUCGUAUAGAUCCAUGUGAUACAUCAUAUUCUCAUGUGGUCAUCAAUGACUUUGUCUUAGAUGCAGUAUUUUUGUGCGGUGAAUUUGACUACCGGAAAAUUGAAUCUUCCAGAAAUAGUAUACAAAUUGAAAUUAAGGGAAAAUUAGGACAAGGACAGGGAUUUUACGCUGUGUUUGAAACUUUCGAAAUACCUCAAUUUCGAUCUCAUGUUGCCACAGGUGAGAUUGUAAGUUGCAAUGCCACAGAACAUCUAGAGAGUCUUGCUGUGUCCGGAACUGCUCGUCUUCCAGCUCUCAUGAGCAAAUGCAGUGUAGAUGGAACCUGGUUGGAGUGGUUCACAGAAUCUGAUAAAGAAAGUGGAUGGAUUGCAUCACCAAUGUUUCCUUGGCAUUACCCAGCAGGUUCACACUGCGUCUGGAUUAUACGAGGAGAAGGGAAUGUGAUGGUGAAGUUGGAUUUCUUUGAUUUUGAUCUUGGUGAGGUUCCUGGGACAUACCCACCCUGUAGCGAGGCUGAUACUUUCAUCCUGAUCCGGGAUUGUGUUUCAGGAGAAGAGAAAACCCUAUGUGGCGUCAGAACUGAAAAUGAAGAGGUGAUUAUACAUUCCAACUCGGUUGAAAUAGAGUUUUACAGUCAAGGUGGCCAGGGCAAGGGCUUCCAUGCUUUCUACAAACUAAGACAAUCUACCAUCGAAGGUCAACAGUUAAGAAUUCUACCUGAAAAUCUGACAUCUGUUCCAUCAUUCCAUGGAAGAGAAGACACGACAACCAAAGAAUCACAACCUUCAAAAUUCCCUGUGUCCACUCUUCCUCCAAAAAGCUUGGUAAGUGAUCCUGUCUGCGAUGUUAUAAGCUCUGAUGAGUGUGGUGCCACUAUACGUUCUGAAUUUGGUUACUUUUCAUACGCAUUCUAUCCCCAAGAGUUGCUUUCCCAAACCGAUUGCAUUUGGGCUAUAGAAUCUUCCCUUCCUGAUCAUCAAAUAGCAUUGAAAAUACUGGACAAUGGUAUGGGUGCACCGGUAAUCGACGGCAAAUGUGACACUCGUUAUGGAUAUAUUAGGGUUGAUAUUUCUGGAAAUUACGCAUAUAUCUGUAAUAAUCGUGGACAAAAUCUGUUUUUGUCCGAUGCAGGGUUUAUCAGAAUUGAACUUUCCUCGGAAUAUAGUGUUGGUCGGGGAUUCUGCGCGUCAUUCAUGUCCUUUAAUUCUACAUUCAAUGGAAGUAUAGAUGAUCUACAGUUACCGUGCUCGUGCGAAGACAUUUUUACCAAUUAUUCUUGGAUUGGACCUUCUGUUGAACCACCAGGACAGGAAAGGUGCGAGUUUGCAAUUGGAGAAGGAUCUGGGACAUUUCCUUCAGGCAGUUUUCCGAUUCCCUAUCCACCUAAUUUCGAAUGUGUUUGGACUUUAUUAGCAGACCAAGAUGAGAAUGUCAAUCUUCAGUUUAUGUCUCUAGACCUCGAUGGAUUCAGAAUGAGCGGGAGAAGGAGAUGUCUCUUGACUGAUACACAUGUUCAGAUAACACUCUUCACAGGCACUAAAGUUUUAAAUGAGCGAUUUUGUUCUGAUGAUGACUGGUCAGUGGCUAUACCACCCUCGCGCGACGUGACCAUUAAAUUCAAAUCGGGAGACACCCCAGCUCAUAACCACACAGGAUUUGUUAUGGCGUACAAUGUCACUCGUGCACAAUCGAGAGACAUGGCAGAUAACAAGUCUGUAAGCGAAUCCUCAGAAGACAUCUUCGGUUUUAGGGCUGUCAUUGACUACGAUGGAUUUUCGCCUCUCUCUUCGGAUGACUAUUCAGAAGAAGUUGUUGUCGAAACCGGAAGAAGAACAACAGAAGGUGACAGAACAAGACUGACGUGGCCAAUUGAGGUAGAAACUGAAAUUCCAGACUUGGGAUUGUUUACUGACUUUGCAACAGAAUUGCCAGAUAUUUAUGGUACAGAGUUACCAGAAGGCCAUGAGACUACGACUGGUUAUACACAUGAAGGGGCAGAUAUCUUGACAACAACUGAAAGACUUCGAGGAACGUAUUCAUUGGAAGAGGUGACAACGAGAAGCUCAACAUCACAGACCCUUGGUGUAAUUCCAGGAAGAGGUAGAAUGACAGCAAGAGAGAUGGAGUUGACUAUCUACAUAUGCACGGCAUUCGCUGCUUUCUUCAUAAUUGUACUCAUUUUGGUCACUUUAUAUUGCGCAAAGAAUAGGAGGAGUAAAAGUAAGGCUGGAUUCGAUAUUGACGCAGCAGACGAGGCUAACUACUGGCAGACAUACAAAGAUUGGGCCAAAGAUUGGGUUACCGAACCAGUUGCAGGGUCUGCACAAAGUACAGUGGGUGCAAUGUGCGGCGACGAAAGUGGAAUGGCGCCAAAAUGUAAGCCAUCAACUGGUGGAGGAGCGAUGGCGACCGAGUUGUCACCAGAUCAUCGUAAGACUGUAAGCGCCGUUGUCAACCAACCUCCUAUAGACAAACCAGAAAGAAACUUCAUACCAUCAGAAAAGUUAGUAUGAUAUCAGAAUAUCAAAUUGUAAUUGAUAUUACUACAGUCCAUUAACCCAAGACGCCUAAAAUCGCCAUCGAUAGAGUAUCGAUAAUUGUGUAUAAAUUUUAACGAUGUUUGCUUCCUCGUAAGAGUAAAAAUGUAAAGGCCUAUACGUCUGAAGAAAGGCCAUUACACAUCUUACGUACGAUUGGUCUACGAUCUGAGUUGAGAACAAAUCGCAGUUUGUUUCAUGAGAAUAUUUCAAUAGUUCAAAAUAACUAGAAAUACUAAUAUUGAGUAAUUCUAAACCUUCCAAUUUGGAAUAAAGUCUGCAUUGGUUUCAAAUAAUAUCUGUUCGCACGAUUGCCAUUACUUCAUUUAUUAGAUAUUAAAAUGAAAUUGCAAUAAUCAUGAAUUAGAACCUGGCAUAGCAAGAUGUUCCUUGUCUCACGUGAAAAGUAAAUUUACUUCCAAAAUCAGGUCGCAGACCAAUCGUAAGGUAUGCAUGCAUGGGCAUUUAGGAAACUGAUAUUAUCCAGUACAAUUGAUUAUUGAUGAAUGUUAUAUUUUGAAUCCAGUAUGUAUGAUUCGUUUCUGGAAACGAUAAUUUGCAAUGUAUAUAUCGCACUUAUGCUAUUGUUUUUCCUAAAUCGGUGUAUUGGUUAUUUAUGGUAAUCAAUGAAAGGAUGGUUUUAUCUUAAUAAUGGACUGCUCCUUGAAGAUGAGUAAUUUAUUCAACCCUUCAGUGAGAAUAACGAAACUUUGCCAUUGGAAUACAGAAUAAGCUAAUAAACCUUUAAAAAAACUUGAACAAAGUUACCCCUUAUAGUCCUGAAUUUUGGGUGGAAAUAUUGUUUUCAUUACAAUUCUCAUAAUCAAAUUAUAGUAUGAAAUGAGAUUUUGCAUGUUUUUUUAUCUGAAGACGAGUACGCCUAUAAUCUUGCGUUUCAAUAUGUUUACUUUUCUAGUCUAGGCCUCCUUCUUUAAGACUGGAUUCAUUAAUGUGAUAUGUAUAAGCUUCACGAUGUCAUCGAAAAAUACGCUUCUCCUAUAUGAUUCCCCAAAUUAUGGCAUUGAGUUUGUCACUAGAUCAAUUCAGACCCUUCAACUGAUCUACUCAUGAUCUCGAUUAUAUAGUUAUUAAGUCAUGAAGUUGAGGUAUUAUACUUCCGCAGCGCCAUCUCACCAUAUGGGCUCAUGAUAUGUUUUUAUGAAUAUUGCGACUGGAUCAGUGAUACUUUUUGUUAAUAAAAUAAAUUUACUGAUAGUAAAAAAAGAUGAUUGCUUUGAUAGAUGUGAGCAUAUACGUUUCGGGGAUUUGAAAUAAAUUCUGGACACCUGCAUGUGAUUAAUGUUGACCCGAACUGGAUUUCCAUUUAAAUCUUACAGAUUUAUAAUAAGAUAAUGUGGAGUAUGAAUGUUAAUCUUAUAUAUCAUAUUCGGGAAAUAAGAAUAGGCACCCAGGUUGCUCAUGGGGUGCUGCGAAUGUAUUGCGUAGGCAGCUCCCUCUAGAAAUCAGGUUGACAGCAAAAAGAAAAAAAAUGGAGCAAUGACUUUUUUGUCAAUUUUUUCUUCUCGAAAUCCCUUUCGUCAUGAAGUGUAAUCUGUAUGAUAUAUGUUUUUUUUUUCUGAACAAAAUCCCAGCACCCCUUACUUAAAAAUCGUUCCCAGCAGGGCCCUAAGUGGGUGUUGGUGUGAAAGCCGAAUUCUGAAUCGGUCAAAUCAAGCAAAUUAUUGGAAUCUGCAAAAAGUUUGAUUUAUUAAUCAAUUUUUCGGUCUGACGAACAGUACAGGUCCAAAGUCUGGGGCCCCCAUCAGAUUUAAAAGAUUAUCAUACAUAACACUGCAUUCUGCAUAUAAGCAAAUGUUUUGAUACUGAAUGAGCUAUUAUACAGUUCCAUUAUAUUACACAAGCAUGUUUCCAUUGCAACUGGUUUUGACUGCACCUCCUGUAAGUCCCAGUUGGUUUUCUUAUUCAAAUUUUAUGCAAACCUUUAAACUUUAAAGACUUUAAAGGUAGUCAUACAAUUUGAAUAUAAUUUAUUUAAAACAAAGGUUGUUUUUGACAACCUGAAAGUUUGUCUGAGGCUUGUCUGACAUAGCAACACAUACUAUUUGCAAACUGGAUUCUAGCAGAAGAUGUUUGAAGGUUUGCAUGGUGGCAGAAACAAUCAAUUAAGUGGUUUAUAAUUAUGGUACACCGUGUGUAAAGUCCUGGAAAGGACUGAGAUAAAAUGGAUAGAGGUAGAAGAGCAAUGGAGAGGCGAGAAAGUGUAGAUUGCAAAAGUGAGUAUCUUUUAGAAAUGACUGUAUAGUGUAAAUAGGACUGUAAACCAGAAAGAGUGGAAAGCUUGAGAAGUGAUGAGAGGCUUGAGUAGAAUUAAGGCUGGUUGAGUUGGAGGGGUGAGAGAAGAUUGAGUAGGUAAGAGACGGCUGGCUUGAGUUGGUUAGUAGAGUUGUAGAGCAGGAGCAAGAGUUUCAGGCAGGUUGACUGCCCGAUUGACAGGUUGACUAUCCACAGGUUGACUGCCCGAUUGACAGGUUGACUGCCCGAUUGACAGGUUGACUGCCCGAUUGACAGGUUGACUAUCCACAGGUUGACAUAUUUGUUGCUUUGUCACACAAGCAUCUGACAAGAACCUAAGUUGCUUUAAAUAUUCAAAUUUUAUGUUUAACUUUAAAGUUUAAAGUCAUGCACAAAAUUUUUAUAUAAAAAAUUAUGAAAACCGACUGGAGUUUGACAGAAGCGCAAUCAAAACCAAUUGGAAACAUCCUUGUGUGAUGUCAUGGAACUACCAUAGCCCAUCCAGUAUCAAUAUAUUUGAAUGAAUGCAGAAUGCAGUGUUUUUUAUGAUUUUCUAUUAAAUCUGAAGGUGGCCCCAAACCUUUGGCCUGUACUGUAAUACUCACAAAAAUAUACCAUUUACGUUAAAUCCUAUUCCACAAAGGCUUAGGCAUGCAAACGGAGCAAAAUUUUAGAUACUGAAGGAUAUCGUGUUCCACUAUGCCUACAUAUCUAACUGUUGUAGAAUAUCUUUAUGAACCAUUUGUUGUGCGCCAUUUUAGCAUUGAAUGUACAUGUCAAUGUAUAUAAAAUUUGGUCUAUAUACAUACAAAUAAUGAAUACCUAGUAUUGAAAUCAGUGAUUGAAAUUAAUUGUGUCGAACGAUUUAUUUGAAAAAAAAAGAUUGCUAGAAUAUAUUUAUGAAAAAAUGUAGGGAAAAAUUCCAAGAGAGAAUUUAUAGUGUAUGGUAUUUGUUUAUGCUUAGAGAUUUUCGACUGUAUACUAAUAAACAUU